Pediculus humanus corporis (human body louse) is the source of this 2385-nucleotide messenger RNA. RefSeq lists its product as uncharacterized. Bases 1 to 2385 code for a protein of 794 amino acids. Lineage: Eukaryota; Metazoa; Arthropoda; Insecta; Psocodea; Pediculidae. Gene Ontology annotation, cellular component: nucleus. The record is from RefSeq and is a predicted model, not a curated record. Gene Ontology annotation, molecular function: protein binding. The transcript is spliced from 12 exons.
AUGGAGUUAGCAUCUAUACAAGAAAAAUUAAAAGCCGAAGGAUGGAAUUUAUCGAACAACGGAAUAGAUUUAAUAAGUCAAAAUGGAAAAAUAACUGAUGUUAAAACACUUAUAAAAAAAGCAUUAGAUGUCGAUUUAAAAUCGAUUUCUGCGGGAGCCUUGCCGGAAGAUUUAAGCAAAACCAAAUAUGAAGAAUUACCGGGGAAAAUCAUAUUGCAAAUACAAAAAAUUAAAAAUUUAUCAAGUCCUAAAAGUUGUGAAUAUAAAUAUAAUCCAAGUACAAGCAUAUUGAAAUUAAAUCUCACUGAUGGAGUUCAAAACAUUCAAGCUAUUUUAAUGGAUUCAAUUGAUAAUAUUCACAUAAAUACUUUUCCCGGUAGUAAAAUAUACAUCACAUCCGAGACUAUUGCUCUGUCGCACGGUUUUUUGCUUUUAUACAGUUCUAAUGCUCAAUUUCUCGGUGGAAAAGUUGAUAAUUUAAUUGAAAAAUGGGAAUUGAACAAGAGGUUGGCUAAACAUACCAGAGAUAGAAUCGAAGAAGGCGGUCCACCACCUUGGAUCGGAUUCGGUCAGAAAAUAAUCAAAGCUAACGGAUCUGAUAAAAAUUUUAAAUCAUUAGAUUUAGCUAAAAACAGAGAUACGUUGGAAAAUAGCGAAUUUGAAGCUCAGAGAAAAGAUGCCAUUUUAGAAGCGACUAAAAUAGGUUGUACUAAAGUUUUUGGUGGUGGAAAUAAUAAAUUAUUGGAUUAUAAUGUACAGCAAAUUGUCGAUGCCGGAUUCACAAUCGAAGAUGCAGAAUAUGCUCUUAAGAUAAGCAAAAAUAAUUUGGAUAAAGCUUUAAGAAAUCUUCAGAAUAAAUAUAAUAAGUCUGUUAAAGAUGAUAAUUUGAAAUCGAACAGUAAAUCAGGAGGAGAAGAAAAAAAAGGGGGUAAAAAUCGAAAUAAGCAUAGAGAUGAUGAAUCAGGACCUUCUCUCAAGCCUAGUGGUAAAGUUUCUCUUUUUGAAUUUUUAGAGGACAAGUUACCAUUUACUGAACCCCCCGUGGAAAUGAAGCCACCAGAAAAAAGAAAUGGUAAUGUUUCGAAACAAAUAAAGACGAAUUCGAAGGGUAAUACGGAUCGGGUUCGUUUUUCUUACGACGACAAGAGAAAUUCAGAUAAAUCAGAUGUUAAAAGUCACAAGAAAAAUUUCGAUUCGUCAAAACCGUUCAGUAAAUACGAUUACAACAAUGACAAACGUGGAAAUUAUUCGGAUAAAAAAUCAGAUUUUGGAAAAUUUGAAAUAAAUAAAAAAAAUUCAGAUGGAGGACUAAUGAAUUCGAGGAGCGAUAAGAGUUUUGGUAAUUUCAAAGCGAAACACGAAUUAAAAAAUGGCGAAUAUUCUACGAGAAACGAUUUGUUCAAAAAUAAAAUAUCCGAUAAAAGAAAUCAAAACAAUUCAAAUCCGAGUGCAAUAAAGACUCAUGGAAAAUCCAUGGACGUGCCGGAGAGUAAAAAAUCGUCGAAUUUUAAUCAGAUAAAUGAAAAGCCUCCGAGAUUUCAAAAAUAUCAACAACAUCAACAAAAUGAUAAUAAUCAUUUGAUUCAAAAUUGGAACGAACAUAAUUUUAAUAGAAUCUCACAAUGCAAUGAUUAUCAAUUGCAAAACAGUCUUGCGAAUUUAACUCUUCAGCAAAAUAUUGCCAAUUUUCAAAAUCAAAAUUCUCAGGAUGGAUUUGGUGAGGGUUUGACCGGUGGAGUUCCAUCGAACGGUACAAAACCAAAUAAUUUGUUUUACCAAAAUUUAAUUAUUCCAUCGAGUCAAUCGAACGAUAAUAGGUUUAGUGGAUCACAAAACACUCAACCACCUCCCCAACAGUCCCAACACAUAAGUGCUUUUGGGAAUCGAAACGUUGGCGGUUAUUUGCAACAACAAGAUAUGAAAAGUUCAGCUUUUUCAAAUAUUUCUAGUUUGCAAGAUAUACAGUUUAAAAACAGCGGCUCGUUACUUCACGGUUACAAUGAUUUUCAAUCAGUUUUUGGUAACGCUCGAGCUCCUUCGACAAGUUACAUAAACCAUCCAUAUCUUACUGGACCAAAUGGUAUCACACCUCAGUCGCAUAAGAAGUGGAUGUGGACCAAAGGUGAUAAAUGCAUGGCUAGAUAUUGGGAGGACCAAAUGUACUACAAUGCAGUCGUCACAGCCGUUUCUGAUAAUACGUGCGUAGUGAGGUUUACAGAUUAUGGAAACUACGAAGAAGUUUUACAGGAUCAUUGUAUUCCAAUAACCGAGAGUAAAAAGUCGAAUGCGAGAAUCAUAGGAGCUGAUUUCUUGUUUCAGAUUUUUAUAUUUUUUUCUGAAACAAGUCGACACACACUUACCAUUCAUGUUAGCUUACAACAGUAA